ACACAGGUUCUAGCUCUCGAUUUCCAACGAUUUAAAAAUGCCUGUGAAUCGAGGAAUAGUAUCCCAUUUUUACGAAAAUAAAUCGAUCUUUAUUACUGGAGGUGAUGAGAGUCUAGGAAAAAUUCUGAUAGAAAAGCUUUUGCGUUCAUGCUCUGGAAUUGACACCAUUUACAUCUUGUUGAAACCCAUACCAGAGAGGACAGCCGAGUGGUUGAAUAUUGCACUCUUCAGUGAAUUGCGUGCAGAAAACUCAGGAAUCUUUUCUAAAAUCGUAGUAGUUGAUGGAGAUUUGAAUGAACCAAGCCUAGGCCUGAACAAGGCUGUCGAAGAAACAUUAAUAAAUAAUGUCUCUAUGGUAUUUCAUUGCGCAUCCGUAUCAAAGUCAAAUGCAACAUUGAAGCAAUCUCUAUCCAAUAACGUUUUUGGAACUCUCCGUCUUCUAAAAUUGUGCCAACGAAUGAAAAAGAUCGAAGCGUUCGUGUAUGUAUCAACUUUAUACUCUACUGGUUAUAACCAAAACAUCGAGGAACGUCUCCCCAGAAUUCCAUGUCUUAAUGGAAUUAACGCUUAUGAAUUGAUGAAUGAAGAAGAGUUAAUGAAAUUAAUUCCGAAUGAUUCGGUGAAUAAAUGGCCGGACGCGCAUUCAUUUUCACAAGCUAUUACCGAAGUAGUUAUUAAUCAGCAAAAGGGUGCACUGUCUGUUAGCAUUGUUCGUCCAUCAAUUAUUUUGUCAAUAAUCAGGGAACCGAUUCCAGGGUGGAUUGAUGAUUAUUCUAACCCCACGACGAUAAUCAUCAAUAAUGCAAUCGGUGUUACAAGAUGCUUGUUCAUCCCCACAGAAUACGCUAUUGAUUUAGUUCCUUCUGAUUUCGUCGUAAAUUUGGUAAUUUGCAGUGCUUGGAAGACUGCAGUCGAAAAGAGCAGUGAAACAAAAAUUUACAAUUAUGGAUCAGAAAAAUGCAAUCCAAUCUCCUGCCGGCGAUUCCUGGAGGAGUGUAACGUUUAUUCAAGGAGUCAUCCUUCUAGAAAAAUCUUACGAUAUCCAUACACGAUAUUUACAAAUUAUUAUUACGUGUAUGCAAUUAUUAUGGCUAUUCAAAAUCUGUUAACGUAUACUUACCUUUUAAUUGCUGGAGAUUUCACGAUGUUCCGCCUGCAGCAAUCAGCAGAUCGAGUUUGGAAGUCGUUCUUUCCAUUUCUCCAUCGAAAAUUCGCCAUCAAUGAUUAUAACGUCAGAGAACUCAGCAACGAAUUGAGUAACAAUGACAAAAACCAUUUUUUAUUCGAUGUUGAAUCGAUCAAUUGGCAGAGAUAUAUCGAGAAUUAUGCUAAAGGGAUUAGGAUUCAUCUUCUGAAAGAUGAUAUGGGUAAACUGGAAGAAGGGCAAAUACAUCUAAAUAAAUUGUAUUGGAAGGAAAUACUGAUACAAGUGUUUCUAUUAAUGUUUUUACUUGCUUCUGGAUAUUAUCUAAUUGAUAUAAUGAUUCCGACCCUCAUCCAUACAUACAGGAAUGGGAUAGCUGCACCGUGUUACAACUGUCGAUUUACUCAACCGGGUCCAUUCUUUGGUUGCUAUUGGCAAAGUUAAUUCUAUUUCUAACAUAUUUGUGUUUCCGUAAUAUCAAAAAAAGAAUUCUAUAAACUAUAUUUGUCAUUUAAAAAAUCACAGCUUGAAAAAUGUAAAAAAAUAUCUUUUG
Messenger RNA from Fopius arisanus, 1697 nucleotides. Its product is annotated as putative fatty acyl-CoA reductase CG5065. Gene Ontology annotation, molecular function: alcohol-forming very long-chain fatty acyl-CoA reductase (NADP+) activity. Lineage: Eukaryota; Metazoa; Arthropoda; Insecta; Hymenoptera; Braconidae. The coding region runs from base 38 to 1588 and encodes 516 amino acids. The record is from RefSeq and is a predicted model, not a curated record. Gene Ontology annotation, biological process: long-chain fatty-acyl-CoA metabolic process. The transcript has 5 exons. Gene Ontology annotation, cellular component: peroxisome.